Messenger RNA from Fulvia fulva, 1254 nucleotides. Its product is annotated as Chitin synthase 6. Lineage: Eukaryota; Fungi; Ascomycota; Dothideomycetes; Mycosphaerellales; Mycosphaerellaceae. The transcript has 2 exons. Bases 1 to 1254 code for a protein of 417 amino acids. The record is from RefSeq and is a predicted model, not a curated record. Gene Ontology annotation, molecular function: chitin synthase activity. Gene Ontology annotation, cellular component: cell periphery; cell septum.
AUGGACGUUGUGGUACAGCGCGGACAAUACAAGGGUACUCCAUAUGUAUGCCUCAUCAAGCAACAGAAUCAAGGCAAACGAGACAGCUUGAUUGCAGUGCGAUCAUUCUUGCACUACUUCAACAAGCGCGGAGAAUCUCCAAGCACCAUCAUCAAGCCGGAGCUCUUCGACUGGCUUGCCACCUUCUUCAUCCGGAACGCACAGUUCAGUAAGGUUGAUUGCCUUGUCGGUAUGGACGCAGACACUGUCCUCGACCGAGAGUGCGUCUACGAGUUGGUCCAGGAACAACGUCUCCCAAACACUCUCGGAGUGGCUGGAUACGUUGUCGUUGAUUGGAAGGAUAAGCCUUGGGGCCUGUGGCGUCUCUUCCAAAACGCAGAGUACACUGUCACCCAGUGUGUUCGCCGACUGCACCAAGGUCGCGUUACGAAGAAAGUCUCGGUCUUGCCUGGCGCUUGCCAAAUCUUGAAGAUCAAUGACGAGACCUGCUGCGACCUGGUUCUUCUGGACAAGUUCGGCGCCAAACCACAAAUUACGGACGGUCUGUACAAGCAAAUCAUGUUCUCAGCAUCAGAAGAUGGAAACCACGUCUGCUGUGUGAUGACAACAUUCUCGAAAGCACGAACGCGACAGUGUCUUCGCGCCCGAGCGUAUACAGAUGUUCCUGUUAGCUGGUCAGUCUACUUGUCUCAACGCCGGAGAUGGAGUCUUGGAGCAACCGGUAACGACUGGCUUCUUGUAUCUGGACCGAACGUGCUUUGGUUCGAACGGACUCUGUCUUUCGUCAACACCUUCACCUGGUUCUUGACACCCUUCGUGUUCGCAGCAUACUGCACAUUCUUCUACGUCAUCAUCGCUCAUGCAUCGUUGGUCAUCCUCUAUCUCGCCGCCAUCCUUCUCAUCCCGAUCAUAUACUACUUCUUCAUUCCCUUUGGCCUGCUCAAGCUCAGCUACAAAGAGAAGUGGCAGUACUUUGCCGGUCUCAUGUUGUACCUUGUUCUUGGUCCGCCAUGCCGAUUCAUCGUUCUCUGCUAUGCUUUGUGGAACAUGGAUCAAUUCGGCUGGGGCAAGACCAGACAGGUCAUCAACGAAGAUGGGGCGAAGGCGAACGUCGACAACGUUUCGCAACAUGGUGCAGACAGCCAAUAUUCGGAAGAGGACAGACGACAGGUGGCUACGACGCCACCAAACAUGUCCUCCGUCAAUGUUGCUACGAGGGAUAUUGCAGGGGAGGAGAAGCGCUUGGGUGCAUAA